AAACCCUAGAAACCAUAAUUUAGUGAAUGGCUGGAAGCUUUGAAAUCGGUUUUACCCGUUUAAAACAUGUCCUUGUCCAGGGACAUGGCGCUCAAGCAUAAGUCUGGAGAAACUGCGGUUGAAGCAAAGAAGAGGAGGCUGGUUGGCUUCGCGAAGACUGAUGAAGGUGUUGAGGCAAAUAAAUGCAUAAAGAUAUUCUUUGUGAGCAGUCCAGAUGAAGUAGGCACAAGUGAUGGCUUUUGUGUCGAACCAAUGGACCUUAAUCAGUUUUUUGGUGAAGAUGGCAAGAUAUAUGGCUACAAAGACUUACAGAUUAACAUAUGGUUGAGCUCUCUGUCUUUUCAUGCAUAUGCUGAUAUUUCUUAUGCCAGUAAAGUUGAUGGAGGUAAGGGGAUUACAGAUCUAAAACUGGAUUUUGAGAAUAUAUUUGGUGAAUCAUUGCUUGACAAAAAUGAUUUUCUUCGAACAUUUUCCACAGAAAGUCAUUGUUUGAGAAAUACUAUUUCGGCUGGAACUGUUUUGCAAUGUCACUCUUUCAAUGAGGAGGCUGAUUCAUCUGAUACUCAUUCGCAUGGUUCAUCCAUUGAGCACCAGGUUGUCCGAAUGGAACUAAACAGCAUGCCUGUUGGAUUGUUGUAUAGUCGUCUUGUACCUCUUACUUUUCUUCUUAUAGAUGGCAGCAGUCCAAUUGAUGUGACAGAUUCAAAAUGGGAUAUUUAUUUCACAGUAAAGAAAAUACAAAGCAACACAGGGGAAUAUGAUCUUACAUUGCUCGGUUUUGCAACAGUAUAUCGAUUCUAUCAUCACCCUGGAAGCACUCGCCUUAGACUAAGCCAGAUACUGGUAUUGCCUCCUUACCAGGGUAAAGGGCACGGUCGACGGCUGCUAGAGUCGGUUAAUUCAACUGCAAUAACUGAGAAUGUGUACGACUUGACCGUGGAAGAACCUUCAGAGUACCUGCAGUACCUGAGAUCUUGCAUUGACACUCUUCGCUUGUUUGAUUUUGAGCCCAUAAAACCAGCCAUAAACUCUAUUGCAUCAUCACUAAGCACGGAGUCCGUAUCCAACAGUGCCUUGAAGUCACUGGCAGGCCCACCAACUCAUGCUGUUGAGAUUGUACGCCAAAAAUUAAAGAUCAACAAGACCCAGUUCCUUAAGUGUUGGGAUGUCCUCAUAUAUCUGAUGCUUGACAACAAGAACCGCAUCAUCAUGGAAAACUUCAGAGCAGUCAUCUUGGCUCGUGUGCGGAGUGAUAUCUUUGAUAAGGAUGCCGAAUCCAAAGGAAAGCAUCUAGUUGAAGUGCCAAAUGAUUAUGAUCAUGAUAUGACCUUUGUUGUAUAUUGUCCGCACGAAGGAGGAGAAUCGGAGAGCUUAGAAAGAAGGCUAGAUAGUGAUCAAGCUGAUCAGGAGCAGCAGUUAAAUAAGUUGGUAGACAAAAAAUUAGAGGAGAUUGUUGAGAUUGCAGAGAAGGUUUGUUCCCUGAGUAAGUGAGAUUGGCUAUUCGGUACCAGGACUAAUGUGUUCUCCUUUGCGCUAGCAAGAGUUUAAGAUUCAAUUUGUUAUGCUAUGUUGCUUGCAUGACAAAGAAACUGUUUAGGUCUGUUCAUUGAAGAGGUAAUGAUUUUUUUUAUUUGGCUUGCUGUUCGUAGUCAGCUGUAAUUCGAUAACUGGUAAAUUUGGGGAAUCACUUCUCUGGACUUCAU
Molecule: messenger RNA, 1703 nt
Organism: Phalaenopsis equestris
Lineage: Eukaryota; Viridiplantae; Streptophyta; Magnoliopsida; Asparagales; Orchidaceae
Product: probable histone acetyltransferase type B catalytic subunit
Exons: 10
Coding region: 67-1491 (474 amino acids)
Biological process (GO): subtelomeric heterochromatin formation
Cellular component (GO): nucleus
Molecular function (GO): histone H4 acetyltransferase activity
Source: RefSeq, a predicted model, not a curated record